Molecule: messenger RNA, 2664 nt
Organism: Volvox carteri f. nagariensis
Lineage: Eukaryota; Viridiplantae; Chlorophyta; Chlorophyceae; Chlamydomonadales; Volvocaceae
Exons: 8
Coding region: 1-2664 (887 amino acids)
Source: RefSeq, a predicted model, not a curated record
AUGCACGGCACCAUAUCAGUCGAAGAUUACAGCAUUGUAGAUGGCAACUCACAUCAGGCUACUUCCGAACGGCCGCAGCGCACCAGCACCCCGCUGCCGACCGAGCCAUCGCCCCAAUGCCUCGGCCUCCUGGAGCUGCUGCCCGCUGACCUGCUAGCCAAGCACAUCUGGAGCCAAAUUCCCAGGCGUGACCGCAAGCAGCUGCGGCUAGCGGGGCGCGGGGCUGCGGAGUACGUGCUCGUUUGCCGUACCUCACUGCUACAACUCACCACAGCAGGCCGUACUCUUCACCAGCGUUUUCCGUACCCGACGUCACUGGAGCUUAAGCUGCUGCCGCCUGUACGGAAGGAGUACGACGAUAGAGGUGGAGGCGGAGGGGCGAGUGGUCCAGCGGCGGUAGCGGCGGCGGAUGGUAGCGGCAACGGCGGCCCAGGAGCAGGGGCGACGGAGUCAGGCUGGCACGGCAGUACGGCAGUCAUGUCGUAUUUUCUGUCGGAGCUGGGUGUUGCGAUGUCCGUUAGGUCGUUAUCGUUACAGGGCUGGCAGGAGCUGUCGGCGCGCGACCUGCACCACGUCGUCACCAGCUACCCCCGCCUGGAGCGGUUGCACCUGUCAGGACUGCCGUACAAUAACUACCUGUCUGGUAGCUCCCUGGAGCCGUUAGGUCGUUGCCCUCACUCCUGCCUCCGGGAGUUAGUGGUUGACACACAGCUGAUUCUGGAACCGCAUCUGGUCCUGGCCGCCAUCUCCCGACUCCCCCACCUGGCCGCCCUGGAGCUUACGGGGGUUGCGGCCCUCAUGCUGGGGGACUUCUCCUCCUCCUCCGCCGCCGCCGCAUCCUCUCUGGCCACCCGGGAGCCCUCCCUGCCCAGAACUCCCAGCCCGUCUUCCGCCGGCUCUGCCCCCGCCGGCUCUGUCGUACUCUCCCAUCUUCCCCUGGCCCGCCUCACUGCCCUGACCCGGCUGGUCCUAACCCUGGAGCACAAGAUGUCGUACAGCGAGCAGCAGUUGGCGGCUGCUGGACUUGGAGAGAUGCGGGGACUGCGGCAGCUGGGGCUCGACUUCAUGCAGAUGGGGAGCGGAUCCAACCUCUGGUCCGCGGGGUGGUUGUUGUGCCACGUCAUCACACGCCUCACGGGGCUAACUGCCCUGCACAUGCCGCGGGCCUUUUUGUACGACAAGUCGCAUCCGGAUUUUGUACGGGCGCUGGCGGGCCUCACUGGACUCACCGAUCUGGCGCUGGGCUCCGCCAUACUCAGCCCGGAAACCGCUGCCGCCGCCGCCGCCGCCGCGGCAGCGGCAGCGCCGGCGACGGAUGUGCGGCCGCCGGCGACGCACGGCUCGUUCGGCAAGACGCCGUCGGCGACGUCGAUCCGUGCUGUGUGCGUGGAUGACCCUCGACGGGAGGGCCACGACGCGCUGGCGGCGGGGCCAGCGGUGACGUCACCUGUACGGCACUGGCGACGUCUUGCGCUAAGCGCCGCUAUGCCCUGCUACCUGGAGGCGCUGCUGCCACUACUGCUGGGUACGGAGAUGGAACGCGGCGGCGGCAGCGGCGGUGGGUGUACGGCAGUGGAAGCCGGAGUGAUGGCGGGCCGUGCAGUGGCAGCCCGGGCCAGGGGCGGUGACGGCGGUAGUGGUAGCGGGGGAGCAGGCGAGGGCGGCGCGGAAGAGGGAAGCGGCUUGAGUUCCGCUAGGACGCGCGCAGCUGCCGGCGGCGGCGGCGGUGGCGGCGGCGGCGGCGGCUGCAGCAGCCUUGGCGGUUGUCUUGGAGACGCUGCCGGCGGAGUCGGAGGUACCGGUGGUGGCGCUGCAGCCUCUACGACGGCGGCGCAGCCAUCUGCUUCCGGCUCCGCUCCUGCCGUUGCCGCCGCCAGAGGGGCCGUACAGGAGGUACGGCUGAUGCUGCGGCUGGGCGGCAACUGGGCGGAGGUGGUGACGGCGGCGGCGGAGGUGGGUCCGGCGCUGACGUCGCUGGCGCUACUGCCGACGUACUUGUACGGCAGCGGUACCAUGAUGGGUCCGCAGAUUGUGUCGGCGGUGGCGACCUCACUGCCUCUCCUGCAGCACCUGGAGCUCUACCGCCUCAACACUGACCCAUGGGACAUUACCUGCCUGGCGGAUAUGCCGCGACUCAGGUUUGUGCUGCUGGGGGUGGCUGCGGAGGCGCGGGAGAGGCGCGGCCCCGCCUACCCUGCCAGCCUGGUGACCGCCCUGUUGGAGCGGCUCCACACCGUCAGGGGGGCGGGGGGGCACAGGGGGCACAGGGGGACGAGCAGCUGUCUGCGAGGAGAAAGCAACGGAUGUAGCAGCAGUGGCAGUGGCAGUAGCAGCCAUAGCAACGGGUGGGUCGCGACGGGCGGCUCGCGGGAAAAGACAGGGGCCGGUGCAGUGGAGGUCUCCUCCCCCGCGAACCAGCCGCAGCCGCAGAUGCACGCGGCGGGUGGUGGUGUUGACAGAGCCGUCCCGGCGGCGGUGGUGGUGGUCUCCUGCCCGGAGCUGUCAGAGGAAGAGGCGCGGCGGCUGGACGAGAUGUGCGAGCUGGAGUACGGCACGUACGACGUGUACGGCAGUCGGUUACGGGUGGAGCGCGCGGUGGACGGGACUCUGCCGUGGCGGUUGGCGGUUGGGAGCAGUUUAAGUCCAGGCAGAUGGCAGCCGUGA